AGAUCUAGCAACAUUGGAACAGCGAAGAGCAAAGCAACGAGUUAAUUUGGCGAUUGUUAUGGAUUUUAUGCAAAAGUUGGAUCGCUACGAGGCGGAAUUUAACCGUCUUUCUGAAAUUACUUCACUUCGUGAUCGCCAUCGUGCUUUGCAUGAUAAAUUGAAGAAACAGCGUCUUUUUGAAUUUAUGGAAGGAUUUCAAGAGAUUGCCACACUUCUCCGCACUACAUAUCAAAUGAUUACUAUCUUGGGAGAUGUUUCACUUGAAUUGGUAGAUGCAUUAGAUCCAUUUUCUGAAGGAAUUGCAUUUAAUGUUCGACCACCGAAAAAAUCUUGGAAACAGAUAUUGAAUUUGUCUGGCGGUGAAAAAACUUUGGCAUCUCUUUCUUUGGUUUUUGCCCUUCAUCAUUAUAAACCAACACCACUCUAUGUGAUGGAUGAAAUUGAUGCUGCGUUGGAUUUUCGAAAUGUUUCUAUAAUCGCUAAUUAUCUUUUGGAGCGUACACGUAAUGCUCAAUUUAUUGUUAUUUCACUUCGCAAUCAAAUGUAUGAAAAAUCGGAUCGUUUAAUUGGAAUUUACAAAAUUAAUGAUUGUACAGGAAAUGUAUGUGUGGAUCGACAUGUUUUUGAGAAUAAACGUGAGUUAAAGUAUGAACAAUUAAAUACAUGA
Molecule: messenger RNA, 667 nt
Organism: Meloidogyne enterolobii
Lineage: Eukaryota; Metazoa; Nematoda; Chromadorea; Rhabditida; Meloidogynidae
Source: the annotation of a GenBank genome assembly